This is a messenger RNA of Melampsora larici-populina 98AG31, 2892 nucleotides long. RefSeq lists its product as uncharacterized. The coding region runs from base 1 to 2892 and encodes 963 amino acids. The transcript is spliced from 7 exons. NCBI's taxonomy places the organism in Eukaryota, Fungi, Basidiomycota, Pucciniomycetes, Pucciniales, Melampsoraceae. The record is from RefSeq and is a predicted model, not a curated record.
AUGGCUUCUCAAUCGCUUUCAUGGGCUGUUUUCCCUCUUGCGUUCUACUCCACACUCAUCUCAUGCGUGCUGAUCUGCAUGGUGCAAGCUGGACCAAUGCAAGACGGCUUUCAUAUGUCAGCCGGUCUCGCCCACGACCUGGGUCACGAUACCGGCGCCGAACACUCCGCGGUCUCAUAUACUGAAUAUCAUCCGAGCGGAAACUAUUUUCAAGUGACCAAGACACGGCUACCAACACCAGCAGGUUUCUUACACUACCCUAUAACCUUACCGUACUUCUGGGAAGCUAGAGAUGCUCAAGUAUGGGGGUCAGCAUUUCAAAAGAACGCGGAAAGCGGCUUGUCUCCAUCAAAUUGGAUACCUCCUGUCCAUCCUCAAUACGAUUCUACUCCCUAUCCAGUCUCCGCAGCACAACCUCAACAUGGACCAUACCCUGUGGCUCAAAACAUGCAGCCGCCUGAAUUUUCAAACAUUGAUGAAUUUCCUCAUGGAACCCUUAUCUCUGAAUGGCCAAACCCGAUCUUCUCGAGUAGAAUCCAGCAAGUGGGCCCCAUAAAGCAGCAGUUGGGAGCUACUUGGAAUCAACGGAAGCUACCAGAAGCAAAUUUCAACCCUCAAAUAAAUCAGGGGUCUACUAAGCACCCUGUCGAAAAAGACUCCAAAGGAAAAGCUGCUUCAAGUGACAGCACUGUGGAUGGUGCGUCAAGUUCAAUGGGCGCUAACCAGCCAAGCACUGUAGGGCCAGCUAACCGGGUGGAGAAAACGAUUAGACCUAACUUUGAACCCGGAUUCCGCGUGGGUGAUUUUCGCACACUAUGUGUUUAUGAGGAGUCAGAGCUGAUUAGUGAGGUGAAAUCUAGUAUUUUUCGACCAUCAGAUUCACCUCCAACGCCAAAGGAUAUACAGGUGAUUCCAUCUUUUCCCUUGCGACCGGCCUCAGAGCACAGCAUUGCUCCAUUUUCCCUGAAAGAAAGCAGCAAUGCACAGCAAAUCAAGACCUUCAAAGAGAUUUCGGGUGAAUCACCAGCACCCGAAAGUCGCGAUAAGCUUGUAGUGUAUGUUCAUUCUCUUUUACCAAAAUCCCAGACACUUUGCACUCGAGUCCCAACGCUAAAGGGUUUCUCCUGUGUCCUGAUCAGCUCAAGCUCUGAUGCAUCAGAGAAUCGAAACCGGCCAUCCGAAGGCGCGUCAACAUCGUCUUCAUCAGGGAAUUCAAAUGAAGUUCCGGAAAAAACUAAAGAUCAAGAGUGGCAAGUGUAUUCGAAGAAAAAUAGAAAAUUCGGAAAACCCCUACAGCCAACGCGUGGAAAUCCUCCUAAAAGCUCUGGACAAGAAAAACUCCUAUUAGACAAAGCCCGACUGACAAAAGCCCAAGAUUUCAAGUCCACCAGAAAAGGGGAACUCGAGAAUACUGAGGUGGAAGACGAGGCCCCUGAGGAUCAAAAUACCCCCAUAUCUCGAUUAGAUCUAGAUACCGAGGGACAAAAUUUCGGAAAGAUUGGAGAAUCAAAUAAAAAGAAUCAGAAGAAAAAGAAAAAGAAAGGCGCAAAAUCAUCCAAGGAUGAUCAGGUGGAUGAUGACGUUUUGAAGACCGCAGCAUAUAUAGCCCCUGAUGCCAAAUCAAAGAUUCGGAAGAUAAUUUGGGACAUGGACUUCUCAAUCCAUCAUUCGAACGUCUACUCAUCCCCUUCGCAUACGUUUUCUGACGAUUUAGUCCAGGGAGACAAUCCAAAACCCCUGUUAGCCGUGCAUCUGGAUCGUCCACGUUAUAACGAGAUCUUUACUCUAGACUCGCAAUAUGAUCAUUUGAGAGGAAAUGUGAUAGAUCAACUGAUGAGUCAAUACCUCGAGGAGCUGAUAUCAAAAGUCUCAUAUCAAGAAGCGAAUCGUCGAUUUUUCGCUCUACAAAAUCAAGUGAUCGAAGACAACAGACUCAAGACCUGGCAGCUCCAUAGGCAUAUACUGGAUGAACCUAUCAAAGACAUUAUCAGAAUGCUAAAAGUAGAUGAGAUGUGGCCAGUAUUCUAUGACGCAAAACCAGAUGACUGGAAAGUGGUAGAGGACAAGAUAUCUAGUCUCAAUCUCAGAUCAAAGAAUUUACUGGAGUUGGCGAUGCCACAGGAUGCGCGAGCUAAGCGAAUCGCAACGAUGUAUGCUGCCGGAGAGGCCAAUAGACACCAAAAUCGAAUGAUGUAUAGCGAAGAGGAGUUAAAGGCCUGGGUAAGACAAGGGGUUUCUGCUGCGCUACUGAUACGAGUGGGUGAUAUACUCGACUUGACUUCUCCGAAAUUAAACUGGGAGAAUCUAUCUGAAGCACAGCUGGGUUGGAAGGCUAGAGACUUUUUCAACUGUUUGAAAGGGGGAAUUGUUGUCGAUGGGCGGGCAAUCUAUAGAGAACCAGUACAUUGGUAUACAUCUGGUGCUAGAAUGUUAAUUCUUGAAGACAAGAAAUUUCGGGGCACUUUUGAAAAUCGUUUGAAACGCUUGGUUGAAUUUGGCCAAGAUCGAGCGACAAUUUAUGAUAAAUCACUCGAGACCGAAGAUCAAACAUCAAUCAAUCAAAUGAAUAAGAAGAAAGGUGCGGAAUUAGUGAAGGAAGUAGAUAAGGAGAAAGGCAAAGUUCCCCCUUCGGAAAAUGAUGAGAUUGUCACCCUUUCUGAAUAUAUGAUUGGCACUCACUUUGGUAUUUUAGCAAAACGGUUGAUUGAAUUCAAAAGGAAGAUCAAAUUCAAGAAUCUUAUGCUUGAAUCCCAAACCAAAAGGAUGGGAAGUAGAAUCAGUCAUCCAAAAGCUGGAGUUACUUGGCCUAAAUCAGUUUCACCAGAAUUAGCUCCUCUCAAAUCACAAUUUCGCGAUUUCUACAAAUAUUUUGGGACUGCUUUCAAUGAAUGA